Messenger RNA from Rubroshorea leprosula, 827 nucleotides. The record is from the annotation of a GenBank genome assembly. Lineage: Eukaryota; Viridiplantae; Streptophyta; Magnoliopsida; Malvales; Dipterocarpaceae.
ACGUUCCUCGUCCAUUCCGAACCACACAAAAAGAACUUCACCUUCAUAAAAAUCGCAACUCUCUUACUUCCCCUGUUGAUUUUCCUUCAAUUCGCAAACAACGAUUCAACAAAUGGCCGCUGUCACCUCCUCUGCCGUUGCUAUCCCAUCUUUCACUGGCCUCAAGGCCGGUGCAACCCCUGCCAAAGUCAGCUCCAACGUUAAGGUUGCAGCCACUCCAUCCUCCAAAUUCAGCGUCAAGGCCUCACUCAAGGACGUUGGAGUUGCAGUCGCAGCCACUGCCGCCAGCGCAAUCCUCGCCAGCAAUGCUAUGGCCGUCGAAGUCUUGCUCGGUGGCGAUGAUGGGUCACUGGCUUUUGUUCCCAACAGCUUCUCCGUGGCUUCCGGGGAGAAAAUUGUGUUCAAAAACAAUGCCGGGUUCCCGCACAAUGUGGUUUUCGAUGAAGACGAGAUCCCAGGCGGCGUCGAUGCCUCCAAAAUCUCUAUGCCCGAAGAGGACCUCCUCAAUGCUCCAGGGGAGACUUAUGCUGUUACCUUGACCGCGAAAGGAACAUACACUUUCUACUGUUCCCCUCACCAGGGAGCUGGUAUGGUUGGAAAAGUGACUGUCAAUUAAGUUCACUUUGUGUAUUGAGUUCAUCUCAUGUUUCUAUUUCUUCAGCAUCUCAAAAUCUUCUAUCUUUUUUGGGUGUUAAUUAGUUGAGUCUAUUAAGUACUGAGGAUGAGACUGUAUAAGAUGAAUCAAACCAAUGUGAUGCUUUUGUAUUUUUCAUUUGCGUAGAAUUUGUUGUGAUCUCUAUGCCCAUUCAUAAAUUUUCCUUGAAAUA